ACAAGAAGAAGAGACCAAUAAAACGCUCUCUCUCUCUCCCCUCCUCUUCAAUGUUUUAUCUCUCUCUCUAGAAAUUUUCUUUUCCCAGUAAUGCAUACCCUCUGCUUUUACUAGUCUUAUCUCCUCACUUUUCCUUCUAUUUAUUAGGGUAGGGGUUUGAUUUAAACGAGGACGAACUAAUAAGAAGAGAGAAGACAUGACUCUCCUUACUCAUUAAGGACGGAGAUCUUCUCCCCUGCGCUCGGACUCUUCUUCCCAUCCCAUGAACUGCUUUUCACUGUUCAUUUUCUGAAAGAUCUAAGAUCUAAGUGUGUGUUUUGAAGUUGAAGCAAGUAACAAUAAUCUCUUUAGUAGUGUCUCUCCUCAAGCAAAAUCAUGAUGCAGAGACCACCUCCCGAAGACUUCUCCCUAAAGGAGACAAGACCCCACCUCGGCGGCGGCAAACUCACCGGAGACAAACUCACCAGCACCUACGACCUCGUCGAGCAAAUGCAGUACCUCUACGUCCGCGUCGUCAAGGCCAAGGAGCUCCCAGGAAAAGACCUAACCGGCAGCUGCGACCCUUACGUGGAGGUCAAGCUAGGCAACUACAAAGGCACCACGCGUCACUUCGAGAAGAAGUCAAACCCGGAGUGGAACCAAGUCUUCGCCUUCUCCAAAGACAGGAUCCAAGCCUCGUUCCUCGAAGCCACCGUGAAGGACAAGGACCUCGUGAAGGACGAUCUGAUCGGUCGCGUCCUGUUUGAUUUGAACGAGGUGCCUAAGAGAGUUCCUCCCGACAGUCCUUUAGCUCCUCAAUGGUAUAGACUUGAGGGGACCAAAGGAGAGAAAGUCAGAGGAGAGCUUAUGCUUGCGGUUUGGUUCGGUACUCAAGCUGAUGAAGCUUUCCCUGAGGCUUGGCAUUCAGACGCAGCGACCGUUAGUGGAACCGACGCGCUUGCUAACAUCCGCUCAAAGGUUUAUCUCUCUCCUAAGCUAUGGUACUUGAGGGUGAAUGUGAUAGAGGCUCAAGAUCUGAUACCGAGUGAUAAAGGGAGGUACCCUGAGGUUUACGUGAAGGCUAUAGUUGGGGGGCAGGCGCAGAGGACUAGAGUGUCGCAGAGCAGGACUAUUAAUCCCAUGUGGAAUGAGGAUCUGAUGUUCGUAGCGGCUGAGCCUUUCGAGGAGCCGUUGAUACUGAGUGUUGAAGAUAGAGUUGCUCCGAACAAAGACGAGGUUUUAGGGAGAUGCGCGAUCGGGCUGCAGCAUUUGGACAGGAGGUUUGAUCACAGACCGGUUAACAGCAGGUGGUUUAACUUAGAGAAGCAUGUUAUGGUGGACGGGGAGAAGAAGGAGAUCAAGUUCGCUAGCAGGAUUCACAUGAGGAUAUGUUUAGAAGGUGGUUACCAUGUUCUUGAUGAGUCUACGCAUUACAGCAGCGAUCUUAGACCGACGGCUAAGCAGCUGUGGAAGCCGAGCAUCGGUGUAUUGGAGGUGGGGAUACUUAACGCGACUGGUCUGAUGCCUAUGAAGGCUAAAGACGGUCGUGGGACGACGGAUGCGUACUGUGUGGCAAAGUAUGGGCAGAAGUGGAUCCGAACUAGGACGAUCAUUGACAGCUUUACGCCGAGGUGGAACGAGCAGUACACUUGGGAGGUGUUUGAUCCGUGUACUGUGGUCACCGUUGGGGUCUUUGAUAACUGUCAUCUCCAUGUUGGAGGUGGUGGUGAGAAGAACGGGAAAGAUUCAAGAAUCGGCAAGGUGAGGAUCCGUCUCUCUACUCUGGAGACGGAUCGUGUCUACACGCAUUCGUACCCGCUUCUUGUGCUGCAUCCAAACGGAGUCAAGAAGAUGGGAGAGAUUCAUUUAGCUGUGAGGUUCACUUGCUCCUCGUUGCUCAACAUGAUGUACAUGUACUCGGUGCCUCUCUUGCCUAAGAUGCAUUACAUACAUCCUUUGACGGUGAGCCAGCUUGAUAACUUGAGGCAUCAAGCGACGCAGAUUGUGUCCAUGAGGCUUACGAGAGCUGAGCCGCCGCUGAGGAAGGAAGUGGUUGAGUACAUGCUUGACGUUGGCUCUCACAUGUGGAGCAUGAGGAGAAGCAAAGCGAAUUUUUUCAGGAUCAUGGGUGUUUUGAGCGGGUUGAUAGCGGUGGGGAAGUGGUUUGAACAGAUCUGUAACUGGAAGAAUCCGAUCACAACGGUCUUGAUCCAUCUCUUGUUCAUCAUCCUUGUUGUCUACCCUGAGCUGAUCUUGCCAACCAUCUUUCUUUACCUCUUCCUUAUUGGUAUCUGGUACUACCGUUGGAGACCGAGGCAUCCUCCCCACAUGGACACGCGUCUCUCACACGCUGACUCGGCUCACCCGGACGAGCUGGAUGAGGAGUUUGAUACUUUCCCUACUUCAAGACCCUCUGAUAUCGUCAGGAUGAGGUAUGACAGGCUGAGGAGUAUCGCUGGGAGGAUUCAGACGGUGGUUGGUGAUCUCGCAACUCAAGGAGAGAGGCUUCAGUCUUUGCUGAGCUGGCGUGAUCCGCGUGCAACUGCGCUGUUUGUAUUGUUCUGUUUGAUCGCUGCUGUUGUUCUGUAUGUGACGCCGUUCCAGGUUGUGGCGCUUCUGGUUGGGAUCUAUGUUCUGAGACAUCCGAGGUUUAGGUACAGGCUGCCCUCAGUUCCUCUCAAUUUCUUCAGGAGGCUUCCUGCAAGAACUGAUUGCAUGCUCUGAGCUCAAAGAACGGAUCGUCCCUUUUGGACUUGUUAGUUUGUUUCUUGUUUUUUUUUUUAAAAAGUCAUGAUGACUCUUUUGCUUGUUGAUGAUUAUGAUGUCGUUUGGUUUUAACAUUAUUAUCUAGACUUCGUUUGAAAUUAGUAAAUUAGUAUCUGUGUGGUUUUGAUGUUC
Raphanus sativus (radish) is the source of this 2877-nucleotide messenger RNA. Its product is annotated as FT-interacting protein 3. The record is from RefSeq and is a predicted model, not a curated record. Lineage: Eukaryota; Viridiplantae; Streptophyta; Magnoliopsida; Brassicales; Brassicaceae. Bases 376 to 2703 code for a protein of 775 amino acids. The transcript is spliced from 3 exons.